AUGCCAAGAAAAAGAAGUAAAAGAAGUGGGCGAGGGACGGAGCAGACAAAUCCGCCUCAACCCCCAGUGAAGUCAAAUAUCCCCUUCAAUGAUCCCACAGGAAGUUUGAAGGACAGGGAACCUCAAUUGUUAUCGCCUCAAACUCUCAUCGCAUCUGAGUUUCUUGAGAACCCAAUCUCUUCAUCAACUCACUGUAGUGAAAUAGGCACGCCGUCUUCAUCUGUUCCUACCUUAGCGAUGGUAAAGUACUUAUUACAACAAGCCGCUGAAGACGAGGAAAGUGACAAUACGGCAGGGAGAAUGAUUCUCAUUAGAGAAGAAUCGGCUUUGCGCAGUAUUAUUGAAAACGAUGCUUCCAUGGAACAUCACGCUAUGAUGAAGGCGUUGUAUGGACGUUCGCCUUUAAGUAGUGUAUGUGGAUCCGUAAAUUCAUGGAGUGCAAGUAGCCGACGAGUACAUAGCGUGGAAUCGGAAACACGGGCGAUGAAACCGUGUGGAUUGUGGAAACAGCAAGAGGAUACGGAGGUGCCUUUGGCGAAAACCGCCGCGUUGCCCAUGUCGGGCUCAAACUGCGGCGUGCAGGUGACAUCACGUCUGCAAGAUCUACAAGAAGAAGAAGAAGAAGAAGAAAAAGGAAGUGAACAAGUCCUGAGCCGGCGCUUCAAUUUGGUGCCUUCAUAUGGUACGAUGGAAGGUUUGCAGGGUGACGCCAAUAGUCAUUUGGGUGAUGUAAACUCACGGGAGGUUUCAAGCAACCCUUUAUUUUUUAAUUUUGUGACUGGUGAAGAAGGACGCACCAUCGCAUGGGUACUUUACGAAAACGAAUUACCCGUCUUUAAAAUCGUUGACGAUUCGGAUUCCGAUUUUACCGUGGAAAUUGAAAAGGAAACGAAAGGGUUGUUGAGAAUGGAUGUAAAUUUUUGGGGUUUUUUUAGAGCAAUGGCACGUCAGGUCCUUUUUUUAAUACUUUCUGUGGGUAUCUUUUUCCCAUCUAUGGCACAAAGUGGUCUGUUUGCCAGUAUGGAUCUCCUUACCAACGUUGAGGGCUCUGUUACGAGGCGAAAUAUGAUGAAACUCACUCUUUUAUUUGUUGACGCGGCUGCAAUUUUCAUCCUGAUGCCACUUAUAGCAUUUUGUUUUCGUGGUGGGAACUCUAUACGGUUUAUUCUACUUUUUACUGCGACGAUUACAACUGUUGGAAGUGGAAUUUGUCUUAUGCGUGGCUAUACGUCCGGUAGCUUUGAGUUAAUGAUGAUAUCUCAGUUAUUACAUGCCGUGGGGCUUGUGUUAUCUGUGAUUAUGAUGCUGUUUAUCAAUUGCGCAAAGAUGGGGGCUUUCCUUGGCACCAUUUCUCUUAUGUUUAUUACAAUUUAUCUCUGGUUAAUGAGCUUUGCGGCGGGAAUAUUCAUUUUUUUAAUUACGUUACGUCUUAGUGAGGGCGAAGUACUUGAAGUAUUACGUGGCUUUGUUUACCUGACAUGUGUGGGGCCCAUUUUUGCGCUUGCCAUCUGUCUGCUGCCACCACCACCACCACCACCACCCACCGAUUGUCAAGGGACGACACGUAUUUCUUACUCUGCGAUUGACGCAGGGACCAUGUUUGCCACACUGCGCCGUGUAGAAUUUUGUUUUUUGCUUCGUUGCAUGGCAUGUGGCUGCCUUUUGGCGGUUUUGUUUCUUAUCAUUGAGUUUGAGUCACUGCUUUCAUCGAAGCUGUUUGCGUUUACCAGCCCUCCGUUCCUUGCGUAUCUUUUGUUGUUCACCGUUAUUGUCGCACUGCCGUUAUGUCUUUUGCCUCGUUUUGGGCCUUUUGUACGUCUUUGCGAGUUUGGUCUGUUGACGUCAUUGGCGGCGGUGUCGCUCUUUGGGUUGAUGUUCACGAAUAUACCGUCAGAAGUGGUCACAUCUCUUACACCCUUUUCAUUACCGUGGAUGCCUGCCAUGACCGCCAUUUUGUGCGCAUCGUCGCUUGCGGUCGUUCUAGCGGGGUUAAUGCGGUCCCUGGCGUCAGUGAAAAUGGCGUUGCCUUUGGUGGUGGUGCCGGCUUUUUUGUUGACAACUCUUCUUUCCCUGUGCGUGGCGCUCGCGACGGGUGUUGCUGCGGUGGUCCUUGAAUUCCGCCUACAGUCGGGCAACAAGACGGAAGGGAUGACGCGCAGUGGUGCCAAUGACACCGGUGAGACGCAGGCGGGGCAGGCGGUUUGUGUGGGUCACGUGGCAUUUGGGAUGUGCGUCGGGGCGUUAUUUUUGCAGUUUAUAACGGCGGCACGGACGUUUUUUGCGCCGAAUUUCAAAUGA
Messenger RNA from Trypanosoma cruzi, 2298 nucleotides. RefSeq lists its product as uncharacterized. The transcript has a single exon. Lineage: Eukaryota; Euglenozoa; Kinetoplastea; Trypanosomatida; Trypanosomatidae. The record is from RefSeq and is a predicted model, not a curated record. The coding region runs from base 1 to 2298 and encodes 765 amino acids.